Messenger RNA from Phytophthora nicotianae INRA-310, 1185 nucleotides. RefSeq lists its product as hypothetical. NCBI's taxonomy places the organism in Eukaryota, Oomycota, Peronosporomycetes, Peronosporales, Peronosporaceae. The transcript has a single exon. The record is from RefSeq and is a predicted model, not a curated record. The coding region runs from base 1 to 1185 and encodes 394 amino acids.
AUGGUCAGGAACGCCGGCACAACUAACUACUCCAUGGCCGACAUCGACCGAAUGCUCUGCCUCGUUGAGAAGGUGCUCCCCUUGGGUAAGGACGAGUGGGAGCGCCUCGCUGCGUCAUUCAACGCAAGCAAACCCCGUGGAGCACCCGAACGCGAAUUUGAGAGCUUACGUCGCAAGUUCAAGCAGCUCUACAGCACCCGUAAGCCCACCGGAGUGGCUACGAUGCCUCCGCACAUCCAGAGGGCCAAGGAGGCCAAGCAGGCCAUUGACGACAAGGCCAACGUCGUGGAGCUCGACGACGAUGCGGACGAGGACCAACCCAUUGCGCCGGACUUCAGCUUCGAACCGGAGCCUGACCACACCUUCUACGAGCCUGAUGACGCGGAGUUCGUUCAUGCCGCUGCUGAGAGAAGCGGUGCUGGCUCAGUCCACAGUGAGGCGACCGGUACGGACAUGUCGGUCGACGGAGGGGCCGCAGAACCGAUCCGUGGUGCGUUUCAGGACUUGUUGUCUUCGCCACUGGUGUCAGAAGGACUCGAUGCCGGUGGUGUAACACCUCGCCCUGCUCCACCACGUGCAGCAUCAACUACACGGCGCACUGGAUCGGGUUCCCGCGCGACGGCCAGCGAAAUAGACACUUCAGCGAACGCGCAGCGACGCUUGGACCGCCGCCACGACGACAGAAGCAGGGACGCAGUCGAAUCCGCAAAGUAUCCGGAGCUCAGCAGUCGCUCGAAUCGCCUAGGAGGGGGGGACUUAUCCGCUUUUCGCGACUCCACAGGUGCGAAACGCGCACUCGAAGAAGACAAGGAUACCCAAGAGGCCAGCUUCGCUAAGGCCAAACGUGUUCGCGCCAUGAAGGCGACGACGGCGCUCAAGUCGCAGCUCGACGGUCUGGAAAACGCUGCGAACAACACCCGUGGCAGUAUCCUGGAGACAAUACUUCUACUUCGCGAAGAAAACGAGCGCAAAGCUGAAGCUCGCCGCGAAGAGGAAGAGCAGCGACGCCGAAAUGAUCUGGCGGCCAUGGAAAACCGCCGUCUGGCCGAGAGAGCCGAAGCCGAGGAACGCCGCCGCACUGAGAAACAGGAGAUGGAAGAACGCGCGAGCCGUGACCGAGAGGAAGCACGCGCUCGCACCCAAGAGCUGCUGAUGCUGAUCGGAGCCCUAACGAAGAAGUCUUAG